Molecule: messenger RNA, 2047 nt
Organism: Zingiber officinale
Lineage: Eukaryota; Viridiplantae; Streptophyta; Magnoliopsida; Zingiberales; Zingiberaceae
Product: asparagine synthetase [glutamine-hydrolyzing]-like
Exons: 13
Coding region: 132-1907 (591 amino acids)
Cellular component (GO): cytosol
Molecular function (GO): asparagine synthase (glutamine-hydrolyzing) activity
Source: RefSeq, a predicted model, not a curated record
AUAGCGGAGUCCUCGCGACCAUUUUGGGCAGCGAGCGAAACACGUGUCCGUCGUUCCUCAUUCGGAGCUUCACCAUAUCAUCUCGACGCUUGACCUGCCAUUGCUCUCUCUCUCCCUCUCUCGUAUCGAGAAUGUGUGGAAUCCUGGCAGUGUUGGGUUGCUCUGACGAAUCCCAGGCCAAGAGGGUUCGAGUUCUUGAGCUCUCUCGCAGGUUGAAGCAUAGAGGUCCAGAUUGGAGCGGGCUGCACCAGUAUGGUGAUUGCUACUUGGCACACCAGAGGCUGGCCAUUGUUGAUCCUGCCUCAGGAGACCAACCCUUGUACAACGAGGACAAGAGCAUCGUCGUCACGGUGAAUGGAGAGAUCUACAACCAUGAAGAGCUAAGGAAACUCUUGCCUAACCACAAAUUUAGGACAGGCAGCGACUGCGAAGUUAUUGCUCAUCUGUAUGAGGAAUAUGGCGAAGGAUUCAUCGAUAUGUUGGAUGGAAUAUUCUCCUUUGUGUUGCUUGACACGCGCGAAAACAGCUACAUUGCUGCUCGCGAUGCAAUUGGAAUUACUCCCCUUUACAUUGGCUGGGGACUUGAUGGAUCUGUUUGGAUAUCGUCUGAGAUGAAAGGAUUGCACGACGACUGUGAGCACUUUGAGGUGUUUCUUCCUGGGCACUUGUACUCCAGCAAAGGAGGCGGCUACAAGAGAUGGUACAACCCACCCUGGUUCUCUGAGGCAAUUCCUUCAACGCCUUACGAUCCCAUUGUUCUCAGAGAAACAUUUGAGAAGGCUGUGAUCAAAAGGCUCAUGACUGAUGUUCCAUUUGGAGUGUUGCUAUCCGGUGGCCUUGAUUCAUCACUAGUUGCAGCGGUGACAUGCCGGCACUUGGCUGGCACAAAAGCUGCAGAGCAGUGGGGAACUCAACUCCACUCCUUCUGUGUUGGCUUAGAGAGUUCGCCGGAUUUGAAGGCAGCAAGGGAGGUUGCAGAUUAUUUAGGAACACUUCACCAUGAGUUCCACUUCACUGUUCAGGAUGGCAUUGAUGCUAUCGAGGAUGUGAUCUACCAUAUCGAAACAUACGACGUGACAACAAUUAGAGCCAGUACACCAAUGUUCCUCAUGUCUCGGAAGAUCAAGGCGCUGGGAGUGAAGAUGGUGAUCUCUGGCGAGGGCUCGGAUGAGAUAUUUGGAGGUUAUUUGUACUUUCACAAGGCGCCAAACAAGGAAGAAUUACACAUGGAGACAUGUAGAAAGAUUAAAGCUCUCCAUCAAUAUGAUUGCUUGAGGGCUAACAAAGCAACAUCAGCUUGGGGGCUUGAAGCUCGUGUGCCAUUCUUAGACAAGGAGUUUAUAAAUGUCGCAAUGAGUAUCGAUCCUGAAUCAAAAAUGAUCAAGCCCGACCUCUGUCGAAUUGAAAAGUGGGUACUGAGGAAGGCCUUUGACGAUGAGGCGAACCCCUACCUGCCAAAGCACAUUCUUUAUAGGCAGAAGGAGCAAUUCAGUGAUGGUGUUGGCUAUAGCUGGAUUGAUGGACUGAAGGCUCAUGCAGCAGACCAUGUGUCCAACAAAAUGAUGCAAAAUGCAAAGAACAUAUAUCCACACAACACACCAACUACAAAAGAAGCCUACUACUACAGAAUGAUCUUCGAAAGGUUCUUCCCACAGAACUCUGCAAGGUUGACUGUUCCUGGGGGUCCUAGUGUGGCAUGUAGCACUGCAAUGGCGAUCGAGUGGGACGCUCAGUGGGCAAAGAAUCUCGAUCCCUCGGGCAGAGCUGCACUCGGAGUCCAUGUUUCGGCCUGCGAUCCGACCGCGCCCCCUUUGAUCGCAGCUGGAACCAAUCCUGGGGUGCUUAUCAACAAGAAGCAGAGCAUGAUGGAAGUGAAGAAAGCACCAGAGCUCACUAUAAAUUCCUAGUCAUUUAGAAAACACAAACUACUACUGUAAUCCAGGUAUUUGAGUGAUUGACAUGGUAGCUACUUAAGUUUCAUUCCAUGUAAGGGGAGUGACUGUUGAAUGUAAUAUCAAUAAAAUUUGAAAUUGGUUUGUUCGCCUAA